AUGGAGAAGCAUCCGGCGGACUCGGCAGAUUUCGCUCGUUCCUGCUGGACCUUUCCGCUGGACGCGGGCGUCUCGUCAGCGCGUUCGCGGGGCAACCUUCCGCCGCCGGCUUCGCUGCCUUCGCCUCCGGGAUUCGCCUUCACAGAGUCUGCCGCGAGUGCCGCUCCUGCCGCUGCUUCGCAGAGUCUGCCCGCCACCUCGCGCGUCGACGCAGUCCGGCGCCAGCACCUCCUUGCCAAGAAAGGCUGGGAGAUCGCGAUUUCUCCCGCCAAGAAUUUGGCCAUGAACUUCUUCAUGAUUUACAUGGGCGGUGUGAACUCGAGCGGCAUCUUUGGCAUCCUCAUCCUCUUCUACGUCCUCCACAGCUGCUUCUCCUCCGCUCUCAGCGUCCGACGCGUUUUCGGUGGGAUCGAACAAGAACGAGAGGCGCUCCGUGCGUCUUCCUCCUCUCCCUCACCCUCUUCUUCCUCCUCGGGGGACCGCAGACGCGAGGCUGCGCAAGAGGCGAACUGGAGUCUGGGCGCCGUCUUCUUUCUGCAGAAAACGGUGUAUCUCCUCAUCAGCCUCGGCGGAUGCCUGUACGUCUUGAAUCACUGCGCGAAGGCUGGCCUCUUGCCUCUCAACAGCGGAGACUUCAUCGCGUUGAUUCCAGAGAAACGAUUCUCCGUUGUCGCCGUGGGGGGGCUGUAGGUCAACUGGGGAGGAGGAGCAUGUGUUUCUGAGGACUGGAGAAAACUGUUUUCCAAAGAAGAGCGACAAAAAAGAGGGACGUCUAAACGGCGUCCGCCUGGUUCGCCUGCUGAGUGUCCGGUCCAAAAUUCUUUCUCUGCGUCUUCGUCUUUCACCCUGUUUUCUCGGCUCGCCUAUCUUUCUUUACUCUUCUGCGGCAAAGCGCAAAAGGACAAAAUGUACUUUUUCAAUCGAAUGCGAAACAAUGCUGGGUUUCGUCUCGGAGACACGCCGAGACACUCCAAGGAAGCAAGCCGGGGUAGUACUCUGGCCCUCUCGCGAGGAGGAGGUCAAUGCUGUUUGCUUC
Toxoplasma gondii ME49 is the source of this 1036-nucleotide messenger RNA. RefSeq lists its product as hypothetical. The record is from RefSeq and is a predicted model, not a curated record. NCBI's taxonomy places the organism in Eukaryota, Apicomplexa, Conoidasida, Eucoccidiorida, Sarcocystidae. The transcript has a single exon. Gene Ontology annotation, biological process: protein folding in endoplasmic reticulum. Bases 1 to 690 code for a protein of 229 amino acids. Gene Ontology annotation, cellular component: EMC complex.